UUCCCCGCCGCCACAACCGUUCGCCGGUCCACCGCGGUCGGUACCUGUUUCGCCGGUCGUCGUGCGCGCUGCUCCUCGCGUCUUGUAAAAACGAUUUUCCCUCCGCAUCCCCUCGUCAAAGGUGCUCGCAAUUUUCCGAUUUUUUUUCCCGGUUUCCACCGUGUUUCGUGAAAGUAUUGGUCUAGAGGUUUACUACACCUUCCGCGGGGCCGCCGAGCGCGUGUAACUCCGCAGCCGCCGGACCAUCUGUCGUCGAAAAACCAUGGAAAACUCCGGAGACGCGACGACGUGACCCACCGAAUCCACUGUCGCUGCCGCCGCCACCACCAUGUACUCGGCGCGAAAUCGGAACGCCAUGAUCACAGACGAUACUUUUCAAAUACAAGACUGGCUGCGGUCAAACGGCAACCAUGACCGAGGCUACCCGGAGUUUGAUUACCACCAUAGGAUCCGCCCUCUUUCACCAGUUAAGAGGCACCGGAUCUCCACUAUUACCGACGGGAGAGUACCGGACCGUCGGAGACAGCUCAAGUCAAUGGAAUCGCUGUUGGGAUUGAGCGAUGAAAACUUAAACGGCAAAUAUCUGAAUUCCGAGGCUGUUACGAGAGCAUCCCCGGAUGUGCAGGACUCUCUGGAUAGGGCUUUAAUGGACUUUGAAGAGACCCUUGAAUUGGCGUUUCAGUCAAACUCUAUUGUUCCGCCACCUAGAGGAUUUUCCAAUCAAAACUUGGUUGAAGGUGAUGAAUCGAAUUUCAAUAAGCUUGACAGUAGCUUUGAGAGCAAUACGACAACUGGCAGUAGUGGUUAUUCCACCAAGCCUGAUCAAUCCAUGCAUCGGUCUCUAAACACUUAUAACGAGCUCCAACUCAUCAGGGAACAAAUGGUGAAGAGCUUGGAGAUUAUCAAAGAUUUAGAAGAACAGGUUAAACUGGUGCCUAUGCUUAAGGCGCAGGUAUCCUCAUUGAAUUUGGAAAAACAGCGCCUAUCCUCUGAAUUAGAAAAACACAAAACAUUUGAGAACACAAAUAAAUAUGCAACAGUCGGUAGUGGAUGGUCUUUGUCGGCGUCUCCGGCUAACAGGCGCGUAGCCGUGUCCACCAAAGAGGUGGGCAUCAAUUGCGUACCCAUGUGCCGGGACGUAGGAGUGACGACACCGUCGGCCACGUCCGUGAACACGUCCACAAUGACGGAACGGCCUCCAUCCGGGGCGGCCGUGCACACCCAGACGGACGCCGCUACCAAGACGGCCACAAUUGCAACGCACACCCAGACCAAGGACGUCGUAAAGCCGGCCACCUCAGUGGCACACACUCAGACUACGGCGGUCACCGACGUCCAGCCGGCCACUGUAGUAGCGGCGGAGGUGAUUGCUGUAACGGCGACAACAACGGCAAACGUCGGCACACAGUCUUCCAGGCCGGCGGCCGUCAGGACAACCACGGUCGGUGUAACAGCCAGGCCGCGGACGUACGACGCCAGCGUGGCCGCGAAACCGACGCUCAAACACGUCGGGUGUUCGGCUGACGUAUCGACGGAUGCGAAACCAGCCGCGGCACCGGUGACGCGCGCCACCCAGACGGACGCCAGAGACGACCGAAGCGGCCAUAAUCGCACCACGCAAACGGAAGCCGCGGCUGUUCCGGAAAUUGCCGCCAUCCGGGCAAAUCCAACGGAAGUCGCUUCCACUCUGGCUCAUCCAACGGGAUCUGCGGUCGCCCGGCCUAAUUACGCAACGAUCGGCCGACGGAGCAAUUCGUUCCAUCAUUACACGGCGGGUGGUGCCUCGGACACGACAACGUCGUCGGUCACGUCCAAGAUACCUCGUCUGAAGCCCGUCACUCCCGAAUUCAACCGGAAAGUGUUGACCAGACAGGACACGUACACCAAGACCGCGGCCGAGAUCUGCACCGACGAUCUGCAACAGCAACCGUCAUUGUCGUUGUCACCGCCGCCGCCAUUACGCGUGACCGAUGACGUCAGCAGAUCUAAAGAAUCAAUGUCGUCAACACCAGAACUUCAAAAUGGGCUUCCUGAGUCGGAUAUGAAUUUCCAACCCAUCCAGGAUGAAUUGUACAAGGAUAGUCCUAGCAAAGAAAUGAAGGGCGCGUUGAAAGUACUCAACGAUUCUCUGAAGAAAACGUCGGCCACGCUAUUGCCCAGAACACAAUUGAAACAAGCCAUCGAUAUUGUCCGAGAAGAAUGGUUCAAGGUGACGAGCUCGAGCAAUUGCGGUGGCCAACUCGUAAAGAAUUAUGUAAACUGGUUCACUUCAUACUCACCGGUCUUGCUGGAAUUCAUAAUCAACAUGACAGAUGCUGCGGGCAACACCGUACUGCAUUAUUCGAUUUCCCACGGAAAUUUCGACGUUGUGUCCACCAUACUGGAUACGGGCGUCUGCAAUGUCAACUUGACAAAUGACGCGGGCUAUUCAAGCGUCAUGCUAGUCUCGUUGGCCGACAUAAAAAAUGACGACGAGAUGAAAAUCAUCACAAGACUGUUCAAAUGUGGCGAUGUCAACUUACAAGCUAAAAAACAUGGUCAGACGACAUUAAUGUUGGCAGUUUCACACGGUAAAUCAGAAGUGGUGAAAUUACUUUUAGAAUGCGGAGCCAACCUAAACAUGCAAGAUGAAGACGGAAGUACCGCCUUAAUGUGCGCGGCCGAACACGGUCUUCAGGACAUCGUUAAUAUACUGUUGGCUUGUCCGGAAUGUGACGUGUCCAUCGCAGAUAACGACGGAAGUACGGCACUCAGUAUUGCCAUGGAAGCGGGACACAAAGAAAUCGGGAUAGCACUGUAUGCCAAACAGCAUAUACUGUCCCGAGAAAAUUCACCGUUCAAUUUGUCGAAAUCGAAGCGGUCGAGAAGCGCGAACACCGUGAUGCCGUCGAAUAACAUGACUUACUCGCAUUUGUCGUUAAAAAAAUCACCGAGUUUGCAGCCUAAGGAAUACGCCACGCUUUCUUCCAUGCUGAAAACGCGGAUUCCUUAACAUAUUAUAAACCAGUAAAAUAAUAAUAUGUUUUUUUUUAUCAUCGACCAAUGUACCUACGCUUGAAGUUGUUUUUAUUUUUGUAAUAAUAUUAUUGUACUGCGCCGCACGUGUUUUGCUGUUCUGGCGGUUUAAUAUUAAUUAUGUUUUUUAUUUUAUAAAAUAACCUCGUAAAAAAUGCCGAAAUAUAUAACUGUGGUUAAUAAUGGUCACUGAUUAGCAUCUAAGCAGUAAGCUAUUCUUUUUUAUUAUUACAUAAUAAUAAUAUGUGCAGAUGUAAUAUUAUGUUAUUUUACGUUUACCCAUUAGGCAAUAACACAACAAUUUUAAAAACAACAAAUCUAUACCUAUUGUUAUCAUCAAAUAUUUAAAAGAAAAAAAAGAAAAAUAUGAUGAACCUAGUAUAAUAAUUGUUUUUCUUAUGCCAUGUUAUUUCCAUAACAUUUAAGUUUGUUUGGCCAUGGUAGCUUUAUUCAUAGGAACGCUUCAUUAUUAUUCUGUCCAGAAACAAUUAAAUAAUUUGCUGUUAGGACUGGCCCAAGAGUUCUUGGAAAUCAAGUGCUUAUAUUAAUAAUUUUAAACAUUUUAAACCGACAGUAAUAUUGUAUUAUAUUUUGUUGAGUAGCGCUAAGUCUUUUUAUUGUUUUAAUUUUACAAUACCUAAUAAUUUUGAUAAAUAAUAGAUUAAUCAACUACUAUCCGUAUAUUCAUAGCCAUAGUCUGGGCAUCCCGGAGUUAAUAAUAUAAUACAAAAUAUUUUAUUAUUUGAUAUAAA
Messenger RNA from Acyrthosiphon pisum (pea aphid), 3767 nucleotides. It is a transcript of the gene Kank, whose product is annotated as KN motif and ankyrin repeat domain-containing protein 2 kank. Gene Ontology annotation, molecular function: protein binding. Gene Ontology annotation, cellular component: cytoplasm; cytoskeleton. Gene Ontology annotation, biological process: negative regulation of actin filament polymerization. The transcript has 13 exons. Bases 329 to 2992 code for a protein of 887 amino acids. The record is from RefSeq and is a predicted model, not a curated record. Lineage: Eukaryota; Metazoa; Arthropoda; Insecta; Hemiptera; Aphididae.